UAUGCGAUUAAUGUGGGCAGAUCCUCAUGUAAGUAAAGAGUGGAUUGACGCUGGGGAAGAACAGGGACAGAAAGUUCACCUAUCACGGGAUCCUGAUGGCGAGGCAUAUCUGACACAAACUGAAAUUAUGAGUGUGGCACUAAAAGCAAAGCAGGCUAUCAGUAGUGGCCUAGUGAAUUUGUUGCUGAAGCUUAACCAAGAUAAAUGCUAUCGAUGCUAUGAGAUAAGUGGUCAAACAUGGUGGUUUCUUGCUAUUUUCAAGGAAGUGGUUAAAUGACUGUUUAGAAGUUUAUUACUGCAGUGCUGAAGUUUGCCGAGCUAUGGAAAAUAAUCUCAGAGCGGGGGUCUAUUGGUUUUAUUAAUUACUGUAUUAUGUUUGUUGUUUGUAUAAUGCUGGGUUAGAACUAUUCUUACAUACACUCGUUGAUUCUUUCAGGUAGUUGCUGCAAUUACUGUUCAGAGGCAUUUCAAAUCACAGCUAGACCCGUAUAUGAUAGGUGCCCUUGCAGAAAUUGCGAGUGGAAAGAGGCUCUUUGUGGAUAACUAUCAUCGCAAGACUAAGGAGACUAAGAUGGGCAUAAUGCAGGUGACACCAGAAGUUGCUCAGUGGCUUGGCAGGGAACUGGGUUACAAGAAUUAUGACAUUGAACUUGAAGAUAAUAUUGAUUUGCUAUACUGGCCUUUUAUAAAUGUCUACUUUGGUGCUGCUUAUGCAAAGUGGCUCUUCUCAUGUGAUGAAAAAGAAAGAACUGAAGAAUUUGUCGUUAGAGCUUACAAGGGAGGCAAAAAGAAAGCUACUCACAAGUCAUCUGCCCCCAUUUUCGAACGUUAUCUUUAUGUGAAAGAGACCUUGCUCUCUAUGAGACAACCAGACAGUUUCAAUGAGCUGGCUCCUGAUCUCCUAGAAAAUUCCUCAACUGCAGGAACACAGCUGGUAUAUUGGGAUUCCAAAGUGUCAGAGGAAGACAUUGGUGGAAUGUGGAGUCAGCCUGACGUGUUGAAGGAGUGGACAAAUUCUGGCGAGCAGCGUGGAAAUGUCAGAUUUUCGCAUGAUGCCAAGAAGAGACCGUAUCUUUCUCGAGUUGAGGUCAAGGCUGUUGCUGAAAUAAUCAUAUCUCGCCAUUUCAGCUCAAGAGGAGUAAAGCCGGAAGCCCUAGCUGCUCUCGCAGAGGUGUGCAGUAUGCGCUUUGUCCAUGGAGUACGUUCUCGGACAGGAUUGAUGGGAAUAGAUUACCCUACUGCCGCAUGGCUUUCCAGAGAUUGUGGCUAUACAGCAUACGCAGUGAGCUCGGUGGAUGAUCUCUACAAUCCAUUUGCAUCAAUGUACUUUGGAGCAGCUUACUUGGGAUGGUUGUCACGAUAUGAAGGAAGGGAGAGGAGCCAUGAAUUCAUUGUUCAAGCUUAUCUUGGGGGACCAGACAAAGUUAACCUUCAGGAAACUGGACCGUAUUGGAAGAAAUUUCUGGAGGCUUUGAUACACUAUGAAGAUCCGAAGAAGGACCAGACGAGCUGCUGUAUUUUGUAAAAUCGUGAUGUCUUCAUACGAUUUUGUUUACUGAAGACCGCAGGCUGUAACUAGCAAAGCUUCGUUUUCACCAUCUUGUAACUGAAGAUAACUCGGAUUUAAAUAAUCCGUGUAGCAGUAAACGCUUCAUUUGUAAUUUUUGCUGGCCUUUUGGUUGGUCUGGUUUUUUCAAACGAACUUUUGUAGUUCUCUGUAGCAUGUACAUUAUAUUUGGAAAGAAGGCACUGAUUAGUAAGGUUUCUGCUCGAGCAUCA
Molecule: messenger RNA, 1779 nt
Organism: Triticum dicoccoides
Lineage: Eukaryota; Viridiplantae; Streptophyta; Magnoliopsida; Poales; Poaceae
Exons: 13
Coding region: 491-1525 (344 amino acids)
Source: RefSeq, a predicted model, not a curated record